This is a messenger RNA of Chiloscyllium plagiosum (whitespotted bambooshark), 2594 nucleotides long. RefSeq names its product GH3 domain containing (gene ghdc). Gene Ontology annotation, molecular function: acid-amino acid ligase activity. The record is from RefSeq and is a predicted model, not a curated record. NCBI's taxonomy places the organism in Eukaryota, Metazoa, Chordata, Chondrichthyes, Orectolobiformes, Hemiscylliidae. Gene Ontology annotation, cellular component: cytoplasm.
UUAUCAAGAAGACCAAUGAGAUGUUGAUAAAAUGGAGCAAUAGGUUAAAAAAGGAGUCGAUGGAACUCACUGUCUUUCAGGUCGAGGGAUGCAUUUUUGCCAAGAAAAAAAGAGCCUGUCGCUAUAGUCUGACUCGGUGCAGUGAACAGAGAGAUUAAAGCUUUUCAGGACAUUCAAGAUGCUUCUUAUUGCUGCCUUUAUCUUUGGGGUCCUGACUGUGUGGUUGUUGGUGUUGCUCUGCUGUGAUAUCUGCAAUAGGUCAAAGGGUCAAAAGAGAUCGUUCUUCAGCCUUCUGAGCCACUACCUGAUUCACAGGGCUGCAAGUAUCCAGAGCCUUUUGCAGCAACGCAGACUUGAACAGGACAGCAAAAAUAUUUUGCAAGUGCAGCAAAGCAUUCUUCAGCACAGGAUCCACAGGAACAGAAAUACUGAGUAUGGCAAGUUGUACCAAUUCUCUGAAAUCACGGAUCACGAGACAUUUCGCAAUCUUCACCCACUGACACGUUAUGAUCAUUUUAAAGAAUACAUCGAGCGGAUUAGCAAAGGGGAAGAAAACGUGUUGAUUUCAGAGAGGCCAACUAGUCUCUCUAGGACAUCAGGAACAUCAGGCUCUUAUGCCACAUUGCUGAACACAAGGGAGACAAUGAAGGAUUUACAGCAGGCCUUUGGAAUGGUCUUUCAUUCAAUACUUGAUGUCUACCCACGGACUAGAAAUUUACAGCGGACUGCAGCUUUUUAUUAUCCUCCUAACAGGAGUAAUUCAGAAUCAGGAAUUCCAAUUGUCUCCAAUUUCCCCUCUCCCAUGACUCCCACGUUCAAGUUGACUAUGUAUUCCACGCCAGCCGCUGGGUUUGAAAUUGCAACUGAACCUGAAGCAUUGUACAUUCACCUACUUUUCGCCCUGAAAGACAGAACAUUGGGAAUGCUGGAGGCUAACUUUGCUUCCACAGUGUAUCACACUUUUGCUUUGUUGCAGAACAAGUGGGAGCAACUGAUUGAGGACAUUAGGUUAGGUCAAGUCAACCCCAAGCUGAAGAUUACCAAUGAUAUUCGCCUGAGGCUCGAAGCUCAGUUGAAGCCUGAUCCUCAAAGAGCCUCCGAGUUGGCUGCAGAGUUUGAGAUUGGAUUUCUUGGGAUUGCCCGUCGAGUGUGGCCCCACCUCAACUUGGUGCUUUCUGUGGAUUCUGGCUCAAAUGAACUGUACGGAAAUCACCUGAAACGCUUCUAUUGUCAAGGAGUUCCUGUUUACUCUCCAGUUUAUGCAGCCACUGAAGGACUGAUUGGUGUGAACCUGUGGCCAGAGAAAGAGAAACGGCAUUACCUCUUAUGCCCGCACUCAAUGUUUUUUGAAUUUAUUCCUGUUGAUCUCUGCGGUGAAGAGCAGCCGCAGACUCUGUUUCUGGAUGAAGUGAAGGAAAAUGAAUUGUAUGAAUUGGUAAUCACAAAUGCAGCUGGUUUGUACAGAUAUCGGAUGGGGGAUAUCAUCAAAGUAGUGGGUUUUCACAAUCAGUGCCCAGUCAUUGAAUUUAAAUACAGAUGGGGCCAGUUGUUAAAUGUCAGAGGAGAGAAAAUCCUGGAGGAAGCCUUCUAUCGAACACUACUGCGGGCUGUUAGCCUGUGGCCUGGGGCAGUGCUCCUUGAUUACUGUUGUGUAGAGAGUGGCCUUUUAGGACCAUUUUGUGGCAGCUCUGAUCCUCACUAUGAGGUUUUUGUUGAAAUAAAAGGUGUCAGAAACUUAUCAGAGGAUCAGCGUUACAAGCUGGAUCAAUGCCUUCAGGAGGAUUCAGAGCUGUACCAGUCAUUUCGACGCAAGGGUAGCAUUGGACCAGUGAGAGUUCAUAUUGUGGCACCCGGCAGCUUCAAAGAGUUGAUGGAUUUUAUCAUUGCAAAUGUAGGUGCUUCCUGCAAUCAGUUCAAUAUGCAUCGCAUUCUGAGGAAAAAAGAAUUUUUAGACUUUAUUCAAAGAAAAGUAAUUUCAUAAAGUCUUUGCUCAUACGUUAUAUUUCUCUUAAAUUUGGCAGAUUAUGCAUUUUUCCUCCUGAAUCAUUUCAUUUCUUGGGAUUAAAAACUCCACCUUUGUGUUGCAAAGAGAGAUCACUCCCUGAAUUUUACAAUGUAUUGAGUUCAUGCUUCUUGUAGCAAUUAACCAUUGCAUUGGGCAAUGAUCAAACUGCAGGCACAAUAAGCAACCCUAAUGGAACAAAUAAUUCAGAGUUUUGCCAAUAUUCAUUUAUUUGCAAUACAAUAUGUAAAUAUGUGCAUAUAUCCUCUGCACUGAAAAUAAUGUAUUGGUUCUUCUCAAAAGAACUGAACCUCCUGUGUUUUAGCAUCUUGUGAGAUUGAAACUAAAAGCGAAAAUGCUGGAAAAUCUCAGCAGGUCUGGCAGCAUCUGUAAGGAGAGAAAAGAGCUGAUGUUGAGUCUAACUGACCCUUUGUCAAAGCUAAAAGAGAUUGUGAGAUUGAUACUGUUCCCAGGAUGUUGCUGAACUAAACCAUUUUGAGAGAAAUCAAUUAUUACUGUAAAUAAUCCCAAUUUAUUACCUUGUAUAUUUGAGAGUGCUUUUAUCUUCUGCAAUAAAACCAUUUUGCUUCUA